This is a messenger RNA of Talaromyces proteolyticus, 693 nucleotides long. Its product is annotated as putative ATP synthase subunit E. Bases 1 to 693 code for a protein of 230 amino acids. NCBI's taxonomy places the organism in Eukaryota, Fungi, Ascomycota, Eurotiomycetes, Eurotiales, Trichocomaceae. Gene Ontology annotation, molecular function: proton-transporting ATPase activity, rotational mechanism. The record is from RefSeq and is a predicted model, not a curated record. The transcript has 3 exons. Gene Ontology annotation, biological process: proton transmembrane transport. Gene Ontology annotation, cellular component: proton-transporting two-sector ATPase complex, catalytic domain.
AUGUCGCAGCGCCAUGCUCUCUCAGACGACCAGGUCGCGGGUGAGCUCCGCAAGAUGACCGCGUUCAUCAAGCAGGAAGCUCUUGAGAAGUCAAAGGAGAUCCACAUCAAGGCCGACGAGGAGUUCGCGAUCGAGAAAUCGAAGCUCGUUCGCCAGGAGACGGCUGCCAUUGACGCUCUCUACGAGAAGAAGUUCAAGCAAGCUGCCAUGUCCCAGCAGAUCACCCGAUCCACACUCUCGAACCGCACCCGGCUUCGUGUUCUGUCCUCCCGCCAGGAGCUUCUGGACGAGCUCUUUCAGCGUGCCCGUGAGCAGGUCGGCACAACUUCAAAGGAUGGGAAGAAGUACCAAGGUGUUCUAGCUGGACUAGUCUUGGAGGGUCUCUACUAUCUGAAUGAAGAUAAGGUCCUGGUUCGGGGUCGUAAGAAGGACUCCGAUGUGAUCAAGAAAGCUAUCGAGGAUGCGAAGAAGGAAUUCAAAUCAAAGGUCGGCCGAGAUGUGACAAUAGAUAUUGACGAAAAGGACCCGUUGCCAGAGGGAUCAGCGGGUGGUGUGGUUAUUAUCGGAGGCGGUGGUAAGAUUGACAUCAACAAUACCUUCGAGGACCGGCUGCGACUUUUGGAGAUCGAGGCACUCCCGGCUGUUCGCGAGACCCUUUUCGGCAAGAAUGUCAACCGCAAGUUCUAUGAUUAA